Messenger RNA from Cyprinodon tularosa, 1996 nucleotides. RefSeq lists its product as uncharacterized. Lineage: Eukaryota; Metazoa; Chordata; Actinopteri; Cyprinodontiformes; Cyprinodontidae. The record is from RefSeq and is a predicted model, not a curated record. The transcript has 5 exons. Bases 938 to 1588 code for a protein of 216 amino acids.
AUAGUGAAGAGUUAAAAAAAAAAAAUUUAAAUAGGCUACUAUACUGUUAAGUGCUUAAACAAUAUAAAUGCUGUGCACCUGGAGAAUAAAUAACCAAUAUACAGCUAUGGACAUUUUAACAGCAAUGGAUAUUUGAAAAUAGCAGCAACAUCAGAGAUGUGCAAAAUGACAGCAACAUGUUAUUUAACUGAAACUGUGCUAAAGGAAGCGUGAUACGAGUAGUUAUAUAGUUUAUAUAGUUAACAGAAACCUCAUAGCUAUGUAGUUUAUGUAGUUUUAAAGCUGCCUAGUUCAAAUGCUUUGGUACUCUGCCCACCUUUCGUUAAAUGAAAUCUCAUCCCUGUAGUUUCUGUCACACAGUGUGACUUUGUUGCUGAUCAGUUUUCCUGUCUUUGUUUCUCCAGAUUAACAUUGUUCAACAGUGCAAAUGGCUGUAAGUUAAACUUUAUUGCUAUGAUGCAUGUUCAGGCACAUGUUGGCUUCAGGGAGUUCAAGGAUGAGACCCUGGAGAGCCUCUACAGCUCCAAGGACCCUGAGAAAAUCCAGUAUGAGAGAAUGAUAGAAACUGUGUGUGUUUUGCCUCUGCUGGGAUGUCAGAAUCUGCUGACUCUUUGUCUCACCCGCUCAGCUCUCUCAACUAUCUGCGCCGGACGCCAGCCUUUCCAGUUUGCCAGAAGGAGAAGGCUAUGGAACAUGUCCGGCGCGGAGACAAGGAGAAGGUCUCCACCUCCACCACGGCAGCCUUCGACUUGACCAUCAUGUCCGCCGAGGGACUAGCAUUGGCAGGGAAGCUGUCAGCGAGGACUGCUCUUUGCAGGCCUCUGUCUGAGGUGGAGACGCAGGCUGCGCUAAAGUGGGUCUCCUCCUCACCUAAGCCUGUAUUUACAAGUGGGAUGAAAUUCUAAAGAGAUGCAGCGUGACUCUCUUCUGUGAUUUUAUGUUUACGAUUUCAUCUCCAGCCUGCAACAGAACCUCUAGACCAGCUCCUUCCACAAAGACACCUUUGGAGCCCAGUGAUGAGGAGCUGGUCCAGGCUGCUGGCGACAUGGAGGAAUAUGAACAGGCGGGUCCUUCCACCGCCUCUCUGCCUCAGAGGGUGUCCCCUGCUGGACCGGGGGAACCCACUGAUGAGGAGCUGCUGGAGGCCACGCAGGAGCAGGGAGAACCCCUGCAGCGGCUGGAUCCUCCAGAGCCACCCUCCAUGCAGGAGACCCCGUCCAGACGGGACCCUUCACCACCUCCUGCUGAGAUGCUGCCUCAGUCCUGGAGGGCAGCGCUUACAGCAGAGCAGCAGGAGUGGAUCAGUCAGAUGCUGUUCGUCAGGGACCACCUGGGGAGGCCUCGCCUCACCACAGACCUCAACCUGUGGUGGUUCCCUCCACAGCCCCAGCCGGUCUACCACCAGCCUCCUGCAUCCCCUGAGCCCUUCUUUGCAUGUCGGCUGUUCCUGUGGAUGCCCCACAGGAUCUGGCGUCUGCAGCUGACGUGCCCCCAGCCUUCGUGCACCGGGUCCAUGGCGAAGGCUGGGCUCUACAGGACCAUCCAGAUUGGCCUGGACAUUGAUGGCUGGUACCUCAUGGCCGAGUAACUGAAGUGCCGUCAAUGUAAGAGGAAGGUCGCCGGAUGGUCACAGGGCAUCAUCAGGCAGCUGCCCCCCACCUACAGCUGCCAGUUUCCUGCUGUGCUCACGUACGAGCUGUCCUGUGACCAGAGGUUGGUUGAACAGCUGAGGUAUUGCACGCUUGGAAACAGUGCGACCUGGCUGUACAACACCCUGCGGCAGCAGCACUCUGAUGCCUGGAUGCGGAGAUCGAUCCACUACUUCAGCGGGAGCGAGAAGUUCUGGUCGUUGUGCUGGCCAUUGUUGUCUGAAAAUUUUGAUUUCUCUUCUAUUAUAUGUUAAUUUAUUCUAUUUACUCACUAUAAAACUUUUCACUCAGUCUGUUCCUCUCUCAAGGCCACACCAUUCUCUGCAGGAUGGUGUUUGAAGACCAGA